AUGCCUGCCACGGCGACCCGUGCCGUGCUGCGGCAAUCGCAGUUCCUGACCCGGACCGCGGUCAGACACUCUUCUUCCACAUCUCAGGCCGCUUCCAAGGCGACUGAGACCGCUUCUUCUACUGCCUCGAAGGCGCAGGAGGGUCUCUCGCGUGUCUCUUCCUCUGCCGGCCCUGCCAUCUCGAACGCCGCCCAGGGCCUCGGCAACACCCUGAAGAAAGUUGGUGGAAGAACCGGAAAAGUCGUCUCCUUCAUUGAAUCCAUGAUACCCCCUACUAUCUACUACUCCAGAGUUGGUCUCGAGCUCGGCAAGCUGGUGUUCCGUGGUCAGAACAUGACUCCUCCGAGCACCGCUACUUUCCAAUCAUACUUCCAGCCUCUGGUUAACUCUCUUCGCAACCCUGCCACCCUCCAGAACGCCAAGUUCUCUCCCCAAAAUAUCCUGGCCCGUGUCCGCAACGCCAACAAGAAGGAGAUCGCCCUUGCUGGUGUUACCGCUGCGGAGGUUAUCGGAUUCUUCACAGUUGGAGAGAUUAUUGGUCGUUUCAACAUCGUUGGCUACCGGGGUGAGGCUGGCCACGGACACCACUAG
Messenger RNA from Aspergillus mulundensis, 591 nucleotides. Its product is annotated as F1F0 ATP synthase subunit g. Gene Ontology annotation, biological process: proton motive force-driven ATP synthesis. Gene Ontology annotation, molecular function: proton transmembrane transporter activity. NCBI's taxonomy places the organism in Eukaryota, Fungi, Ascomycota, Eurotiomycetes, Eurotiales, Aspergillaceae. The transcript is spliced from 3 exons. The coding region runs from base 1 to 591 and encodes 196 amino acids. The record is from RefSeq and is a predicted model, not a curated record.